Messenger RNA from Plectropomus leopardus (leopard coralgrouper), 2799 nucleotides. It is a transcript of the gene mtmr1a, whose product is annotated as myotubularin related protein 1a. The record is from RefSeq and is a predicted model, not a curated record. Gene Ontology annotation, biological process: phosphatidylinositol dephosphorylation. Gene Ontology annotation, molecular function: phosphatidylinositol-3,5-bisphosphate 3-phosphatase activity; phosphatidylinositol-3-phosphate phosphatase activity. Lineage: Eukaryota; Metazoa; Chordata; Actinopteri; Perciformes; Serranidae. Gene Ontology annotation, cellular component: membrane; cytoplasm.
GGAGGAGAUGCGCGUGAAGAGGAAGCACAAAUAACCAAAUAACAGGAAGCAUUUAUUCCCACUUUACAAAUACCCUCGAGCCCCGACUAAACAAACAAGGCACGCGCGCGGAGGGCGGACAUUGGAAUUUAAGCGGGGUUUAAUUUCCUCCGCAUCCUCCUCGGAUCACAGGAAACCGUCCGCCUCCGCCCCUGCUGAGGGAAACAGAUGGAGAAACAGGCCGGAGCUGGCGGAGCGGCCGGGGCGGCGGACGGAGCAGGGCCGAACAGAAAGCCCUGGGGCUCGCCGACAGCUGCACCAUCCGCCGGGGAAACCCUGGACAGUCCAACAGGUUCUCAUGUGGAGUGGUGUAAACAGCUGAUCGCAGCCACAAUCUCCAGUCAGAUCUCAGGAUCAGUCCCACCGGACAUCGUGAUCCGGGACAACAAGGCCAGGAGGAGACCAGAUCUCAUGAUGUCCAAGAGGCUGAAUCCCAGGAACCUUCCAGCUUUAAGAUACGGGGCACAGGCCACAAUGUUCCAGAACCAGGUUCCUCUGCUGCCCGGAGAGACCAUCCAGACCACAGUAAAGGAUGUGAUGUACAUCUGUCCGUUCAGUGGUCUGGUUAAUGGAACUCUGACCAUCACAGACUACAAGCUCUACUUCUCCAGCGUGGAAAGGGAGUCUCCAUUUGUCCUCGAUGUGAACCUGGGAGUCAUCAGCAGACUGGAGACCAUCACCGUCCCCAACCAGGGAGAGAACACCAAAGGACUGGAGCUGGUCUGCAAGGACAUGAGGAGUCCCAGGUUCGCCUAUAAGACGGAGGAGAGUCACCCAGACGUGGUGGAGCUGCUGGCCAAACACGCUUUCCCCCUCUCCCACAGCCUGCCUCUGUUUGCCUUCCUGUACAAAGAGCAGUUUCCUGUGGAUGGCUGGAAGGUGUACGACCCAGCAGCAGAGUACAGACGUCAGGGCCUCCCUAAUGAGAGCUGGACCAUCAGCAAGAUGAACAGCACCUAUGAGCUGUGCGACACCUACCCCUCCGUCCUAGUCAUCCCCACCAACAUCGCAGACGAAGACAUCAGACGGGUGGCCGUGUUCAGAGCUAAACACCGCAUACCGGUCUUGUCCUGGAUUCACCCGGAGUCUCAGGCCACCAUCAUACGCUGCAGCCAGCCGUUAGUCGGACCUUCGGACCGCCGCUGCAAAGAGGACGAACGCUUCCUCCAGAUCAUCAUGGACGCCAACGCCCAGUCCCACAAGCUCACCAUCUUUGAUGCCCGGCAGAACAGUGUAGCAGACACCAACAAGGCAAAGGAUGGAGGCUAUGAGAGUGAGAGCUUCUACUCAAACGUGGAGCUCAACUUCCUUGAAAUCCCCAACAUCCACGUGAUGAGGGAGUCUCUGAGGAAGAUGAAGGACGUGGUUUAUCCCACCAUAGAUGAAGCUCACUGGCACUCUGCCAUCGACCAGACACACUGGCUCGAGUACAUACGGCUGUUACUAGCAGGAGCAGCAAAGAUAGCAGAUAAGCUGGAGUCGGGGAAGACGUCGGUGGUGGUUCACUGCAGUGACGGCUGGGACCGAACCGCUCAGCUCACCUCUCUGGCCAUGCUGAUGCUGGACAGUCACUACCGCACACUCAGAGGGUUCCAGGUUCUGGUGGAGAAGGAGUGGGUGAGCUUUGGACACAAGUUUGCUGCUCGCGUGGGUCACGGUGAUGAGAACCACGCUAACUCCGAGCGCUCGCCUCUCUUCGUCCAGUUCAUCGACUGUGUUUGGCAGAUGACUCGGCAGUUCCCAGCGGCCUUUGAGUUCAACGAGCUGUUCCUGAUCACCGUGCUGGACCACCUCUACAGCUGUCUGUUUGGUACAUUCCUCUAUAACAGUGAGCAGGAGAGGACAGCAAAGGAGGUGCAGACCAAGACCAUGUCCCUGUGGUCCUACAUCAACAGCCAACCCGAGGACUUCACCAACCCCUUCUAUGUGGACUAUGAGCACCACGUUCUGUACCCGCUGGUUUCCUCCAGACACCUGGAGCUGUGGACCGCCUACUACGCCCGCUGGAACCCUCGCAUGAGACCACAGGUGCCCGUGCACCAGGCGCUGAAGGAGCUGCUGAUGCUGAGAGCGGAGCUGCAAAGGAGAGUGGAGGAGCUGCAGAGAGAGGCCUCCACACACUCCCUGUCCUCCUCCUCUGAACACUCGCCCUCACACAACACUGGGACCCCCCUGCACACUGCUGUCUGACAUACACAAAACACACACACGGUGAAUGCAUGUUUUAGCCUGAUCACCAUAAAUAUUGAUGUUUACAAUGUGAAGGAGGCUUUACAAAGAGAUUCCUAAUUUUAUAUUAACAUUCAUAAUUACAUUUUAGCAAAGUCGAAUCUCCUCAAGAUGUUUUGUAAGAUUAAAAAAAAGUAUUUAAAGAAAGCGUUUAAACUAGCCUGACACACCUAUGCUCAUUAUUUAUAUUAUUUAAAAAUCUCUAAAUUGAGACUGACCAGCCUCCCUUGCAUUCAAUUCAUAGGUGGUUUUUUUGUAUAAAAGAUAUCUUCGAUGUGUCUCAGGGCUGUUAUUGACAUGACUGCAGAAGGCUGCCAGUAACGUAAAGUAAAUAGUGAGCUGUGCCAUAGUUCUCUCCAACAUCAUGAGCAGAAACCUUCACAUUGUCAGGUGGAAAAAAAAGGGACGAGAAUCUCUGUUUUAAAUAGGAAUCACAGAAAAUAAGAAUCAUGCAUUGUAAUCCCUAACCUACCUUCCACCUGCAAACGCUGACUGUUAGAUGAGCGCGGCUCCCGGCACCAGGCGGGUUUC